AAGAAUAGAAAGGCCGUUUUGAUUGAAAUUCGUGCUGGUGUACCUAGAAAAGUUAAAUCAGAAUUGCGUAUUCCAAUACGAUGGUCAAACUGUCUUCAAGAAGUGCCCUAGACAUUUUCAAUAUGUCCCUACUGCUUUUGGGUCUUUGGUCAGAACAAAUAGACCUCGUAAGUGCAGAUGGUAUGUAUUUGAUUGAUCCUGAAUACUGUGAGUUUUCAAAAAAGACGAGAAAUGAAGUGGAAUCUUGUCCAACAGAUGAAAAAUCAUGGAUGGAUGCUGCAGAAAAAAAGAAAUGCCAGUAUACGCAGGGUUGCACAGAAACGAUGGAAUAUCAUUGUGUUAUAAACCCUUGGGGGAAUGUGACAGUAGAAGUAUGUGCUCCUGUAGCCAAAAUUCUUCCAGGUUAUUGUGCCGAAUACAAUAACGAUGGAGGAAAAGUACAAGAACAUUACAUACCAACUUGUGUGGAAUGCACUGACGCAUACAUGUCAAAUGAAGCUUAUAAAUAUCAAUCUUGCUAUAGAAAAGCGUUCACAUUACGUUCAAUUGGACCUGAAAGUCAACGCGGGAGUAAUGGAAGUGAAUAUAUUGUCAACACAAAGGUCCAAAUCUGCGUCAUAGUAAUUCUUCAAUUAUGUACAUCAGCCUUGUUAAACACUUUUGAAUAGCAUUAGACCUACUACGAGGACAGGCACUGACAUAUUCUACAAUACUUUCUAUAGACUGCAUGUAAUCAUUUCUGUCCUUUCCCUAUUUUUACAUAGGAGCACUCAUAUACCACUAUUAUGUACAAUUGUACAUAAAAUAUAAGAACAUUGUGCAGCUUAUUAUUAUAUCGCAGCUAUGUUAAGGCUUCCGGAAGCUUUUAAACGCGCUCAAAACAUAAUAUGUCAUUGCGAGGUCGGUUUUGGUUUUAAUUUAUAAGUAUUGAACUUAAAUACUUCCAAUUCAUAUAGAGGGUUUCCUCGGCUACAUAUUAACAUAUUUGUUAUGGUAUCACAUGACUUGUAAGUAACAUUCAAACUAACACUAUUUAAUGUUUCAUGUACACGAAAAUACCUUUAUUAACUCAUUUAAAUACAAUACUAUUUUUUUUUAUGGUUGGAUAGAACUACUUCAAUUAAUAUCAUUGUCAUUUUGAAAUGAAACUGGUAGAACGUACAUGUAAAGAAUUUGUGUCUGUUUUCGUAGUAGGUUAAAAAUUAUUAUUGAAUUUAACACUUUGAUUUAUUUUCCACCUUUGCCUUUAUAAAAAGAAAUUGUGUUUCAUGAGUUAUAUGAACACGCUUAUCUUUUAACUAUAAAGGAUAUGU
This is a messenger RNA of Saccostrea echinata, 1313 nucleotides long. RefSeq lists its product as uncharacterized. Bases 81 to 668 code for a protein of 195 amino acids. The transcript is spliced from 6 exons. The record is from RefSeq and is a predicted model, not a curated record. Lineage: Eukaryota; Metazoa; Mollusca; Bivalvia; Ostreida; Ostreidae.